UACAUUACAUAUUCCCCACAACAUUUACACAUCAUAUAUCACAAGCUCCACAUUUACAAAAUUUAGAGUUUCAAUUUUUUGUAAAAAAAUAAAAUAUAAUGAGUAUUUUAACAAGAGCUCCAAAGAAUUCUUGGCAGCCAGUGAUGAUUGCUGAUACAACAAUUCAUAAGUACUGGCUUAAUUGGAGGUUCUUGCUAUGUUGCAUUUGGGUUUUAACAUCAAUGAUUUUUGCAGCAAUACUUAUAAAGAAGUAUGAAGGUCCUCGAAUUCGAAAAAAUGGAAACAGUGAAGCCCAGAAAACAGAGUCCUCUGGUUUAUUGUAUCAAGAUGAAGUUUGGAGGCCAUGUCUCAAAACUAUUCACCCUGCUUGGCUUCUUGCAUUUAGAGUUUUCGCCUUUUUGAUUCUUCUGUUGUUGCUAAUUUUAAAUGUUACUGUUGAUGGAGGGGAGAUUUUUUACUAUUACACUCAGUGGACAUUUACGCUGAUUACUAUUUAUUUCGCGAUUGGAUCUAUUCUGUCGAUGUAUGGAUGUUAUAAGUAUCACAAUAAAAUUGGUAUUGAUGGAACUGAUAUUGAGAAGUUAGAUACCGAGUAUGGUUCACAAAAUUCAAUUGCUGCAAAACAUAUGGGGGGAAAUGCAGAAGCAGAACAGCCUUCUCGCCAAAUUGCUGAGUUUUGGGAAUAUGUUUUUCAAAUAAUUUUUCAGAUGAAUGCAGGGGCUGUAACGCUUACGGACUGUGUCUUUUGGUUCAUACUUGUUCCAUAUUUAACCAUUAAAGGCUACAAGUUAAAUUUUUGGAUUAUAAAUAUGCAUUCAGUCAAUGUUGUAUUUCUACUUGGUGAUACUGCUCUGAAUUGUUUGCGGUUUCCUUGGUUUCGGAUUGGAUACUUCUUUCUGUGGACAGGAGUUUAUGUUAUUUUCCAGUGGGUUGUUCAUGCCUGCAUUUCAAUCUGGUGGCCCUAUCCAUUUCUUGAUCUAUCAUCUGCAGUUUCACCUUUGUGGUACUUGUUGGUGGCAUUUAUGCACAUACCAUGUUAUGGUGUUUUUGUUUUGGUAAUGAAGCUGAAACACCAUUUGCUUUCGAAGUGGUUUCCUCAGUCUUAUCAGUGUGCAAUAUGAUACAACAACUUCCACGCGCCUCAGUCCCAACCAAGUCAGGAUCGGCUUUAUGAAUCCUCAUUGUACAAGGCCAAAUAACAAAUUUUCAGCUUUCAAGACGGCUAUACUAGGGGAAACACUUUUCUAUAUAUAUCGGAGAAUAUGACAGCAGUUCGCAUUUUGAACACCAAACUUGGAUCUUUUGUUCUUUUUUCUGGAAGGAACGACAAAUGGAAAAAAAAUUAUGUAGCAAAGUAGUUGUGAAUCUUUAGAAGUUUAGGCAAAAAAAAAAAUACAGUGAUUUAAACUUCUGGUUUGUUAGAUGUACAUCUUGGGAUAACUAUGGAACAGAGAUUUGUUAUUCAUAUAACUUAUUAUUGAGCUCUUUA
This is a messenger RNA of Solanum stenotomum, 1489 nucleotides long. RefSeq lists its product as uncharacterized. Lineage: Eukaryota; Viridiplantae; Streptophyta; Magnoliopsida; Solanales; Solanaceae. The transcript is spliced from 8 exons. Gene Ontology annotation, cellular component: membrane. The record is from RefSeq and is a predicted model, not a curated record. Bases 99 to 1121 code for a protein of 340 amino acids.